UAGUAUGAACCUAACCUUCGACACAACGGUUUGUCAUCACGAAGUGGCUUAUUUUGGCGCGAAGGUGUUUCAGCCAAAAUCGAAAAUUUUGAGUAUUUGAUCUUACUGUUUAAAGCUUUUAACGAAAGAAAAAUGGAAGAUACGAUAACGCGUUUGAAGAGAUUAGUAUCAAAUAGCAAUGAGGUUCUAGAAUUUAGAUUAAUACGCGAUCUGGAUGACCUGAAUUCAAAAGAGGCUGUAUUUAAACCAGAAAUGACUUAUCAAGUAUUUGGAGAUAGAGAAAUAAUAUUUGGUUAUCGGGAUCUGAAAGUACAGCUGUUCUAUUCAGCAGGUUGUUUGGAAACAUACUUGGGAAUGACAUAUACAGAAAAAGUAAACAAACAGUGCGACGAAGUUGAACCAGAUGAAGUUUUAACAAAACUCGCUGAGAAGCUUGCUCCCGAUGUUCACUAUAGUUUAACCAAUUUUAUCAACGCACUUGCUAAGGAUGAUACAUUUGUACCAUAUGGAGAAUUGAUACAUUCUUUCUCAAUAGAUGACAAAGGCGCAACAAGACAGUUUGUAGUCUACAAAGCUGAUAUGAGUUACAAAGGAUUCAGGGAAUACCAUCAAAGAAUUCAGACAUUUCUUCUUUGGUACAUAGAUGCGGCUCUUUUCAUUGAUCUUGACGACGAUCAAUGGCAAUAUUUUAAUUUGUUUGAAAAAUACACUACACCUACAGGUGUAUCUCGAUAUGCAACAGUUGGUUUUGUUACUGUAUAUCGGUAUUAUGCAUAUCCGCAACACAUUCGACCGCGCAUUGCCCAAUUUUUAAUUUUACCGUUAUUUCGAAGAAUGAGUCUUGGUACACAUUUGUUACAAGCGGUUUAUCGCGAAUACAUUGGCAGGAGUGAAGUUAAAGAUAUAACAGUUGAGAGCCCAUCCGAUGUAUUUCAACGACUACGAAAUUUUGUAGAUUCUUUGAAUUGCAGCAAAUUGCCCAGUUUUCAGCCAGAACGUUUGAAGGAAGGUUUCAGCAACGAAAUGAUUGCCGAGGCUAGAGAUAAAUUAAGAAUAAACAAGAAACAAGCGCGUAUAGUGUACGAAAUCUUGCGUUUGCGCGCGACAAAUGUUUCGAAUCCAGAAGAAUAUCGGGCCUACAGAAUAGACGUGAAGAAACGAUUAAAUAUACCGUUUAAAAGAAAACAAAAUGAAGAACUAAAGAUAGAACGCGCAUUGAAAAACGCAGACAAAAAACCAUACACCAAUGGUAAUAAUGGUCUACCGACUGACGAGCAACGCAAGGAGAUACUGGAGAAGGAAUACCGGCUUUUGGAAGAGGAAUACAAAGCGAUCGUUAAACGUAUCGAAUAUGCUCCCGAAUUAUGAUACAUUAUCGAAUUCGAAUUUGAAAGUUUUAAGCUGUGAAAAAAAUAUAUCAAUAUAAUUUA
Pseudomyrmex gracilis is the source of this 1430-nucleotide messenger RNA. It is a transcript of the gene Hat1, whose product is annotated as histone acetyltransferase type B catalytic subunit. Gene Ontology annotation, molecular function: histone H4 acetyltransferase activity; histone binding. The record is from RefSeq and is a predicted model, not a curated record. The transcript is spliced from 7 exons. NCBI's taxonomy places the organism in Eukaryota, Metazoa, Arthropoda, Insecta, Hymenoptera, Formicidae. Gene Ontology annotation, biological process: subtelomeric heterochromatin formation. Gene Ontology annotation, cellular component: nucleus. Bases 133 to 1368 code for a protein of 411 amino acids.